CGCUAGUCAAUAGCACAAACUUAGUGGACCGGCCAAGCAAGUCGCCUCGUCGAGAACUAGAACCCCCAAAGCACAGGCACCUCCCCCAUCUAGUUCUACUCAUUACUUAUUCCUUUUGGUCCCUAUCCCGUCUUCCGUGCCCUUUCUUUGCUCCUGCGACCAGGAAGACGGCCGUAAGAGAUGAGCCGACUUUGAAAUACAGCUCGCUCUGAAUGAUAUCGGACUGUAUCCGUAAAGCCGCCCCAUCUCUGCGACUAUAAUACGACGUACUACCUCAGCCGGCGCGACCGCUCUCUCUCAUGUGCUGCGCAUGCUGCGCUAUAUCGUCCCAUCCGUCGAAUCGCGCAGCCAUCACCUUGGCCAUCGCCUAUCGACUUGUCGAUGCAUCACCGGACGGUCACGCCGAGUACGCGGGUGACGUUCCGCACCGAGGAGCCUGUCGCAGACCGGCCUCUUCCACGCUAUGGCUCACCGGUAGCCACGGAGAGCGUAGCUCGCGACUUCGGCUACGAUUCCUUUACUCCCGCAACUCCAUCCCAUGGAGAAAAGACGGAGCCGGCGGCACAUGUUGAGACGAACCCUGGGGCGCUUUUGCAAAUAGACGAGAUGCAUACCGACGCAGAGCCCAAGACUGGCUGCACAGCCCAGGAUUCGGAAUCGCACCGGGACAUGUCCUGUGCGCCAGAAGCUGACGUCCCCUCCCGAGACCUAGGGCACUCGCUUGUCCCCGAUCCUUAUGAGAAUGCCGCCGGGGACAUGGACAUGGACGUCUCGCGCAACAGCUUCAACCUCGAAGUUGAUGACGGGGACGAGGCGGACGCGAACGCGGAUGAGCAAGGACAGGAGGACAAAGGAGAGGAGGACCAAGAUCAAGACCAUGGGCACGACUGCGACUACACGGACACGGAUCCUGCCCGGGACGAGGAUGACUACCGAGGUCGCGCCGUGUCAGUCUACGCCAUGAGCUCUUAUCCCGGUGUGCAGACUGCCUUCAAGGUGGAGUACCCGUUUCAGUACGGACAGGGACGAGAUGCCGGAACAAUAGACUCGUCCCGGACACUGUAUGCCGAUGAUGUCGAGUAUGUGACGGAAAAUGGGCGGCAGUACUGCGGCGAUUACUUCAUGCCCAUCGAUCAGACGGAGCAGACGCGCCAAUAUGUGAUACAUCAGGUAUACCUGAAGCUCUUUGACCUGGAGCUCACAACGGUGCCCCUCGAAGACCCAAAGUACAUAUUAGACAUUGGCACCGGCAUAGGCGAGUGGGCGAUUGGCAUGGCCGAGAAGUAUCCCGACUGCGAGGUAUUCGGGACAGAUAUUGCGCCGAUCCAGCCGACGCAGCAAGUGCCCUUCAAUAUCGAGUUCCACAUUGAGAACGCAGAGGAAGAGUGGAUCCGCCCCACGGCUACAGUCGACUUGGUCCACCUCCGGAACAUGGCUGGAGCAUUUACGGACUGGAGUUUCAUCUAUGAGCAGGCGUUUGAGUGCAUACGGCCUGGGGGCUGGAUCGAGAUUCUCGACUUUGACGACAUGUACGCGUACCAGAACUUCCUGACCUUCUACCCGGAGGGCUCGGCCAUACACCUGCUCUUCAGGGGCAUCUACGAGGCGCUGGAGAAGUGCGGCCGGCCGAGGGGCGUUCAGCACAUGUCGAAAGAGUUGCUCAUGGAGUCGGGCUUCGUCGACAUCCGAGAGUCGGUAUACGACCUCGGCAUCGGGAGCAGGGCGAGCAGCAGCUACGGGAAGUUCUGGCUGUUUGCCAUCGUCACGGGUAUCGAGCCGACGGCAUUGCGCCUCCUGACGAGAUACCUCGGAUGGGAUGCAGAUUAUGCGAAGGGACUCUGCGACGAGGUGGCCAAGGAGACUAAAAAACUCGCAGAGGACCCUGUCAGAGCCGAGAGUUUUGUCAUGAAGCUCCGAGUCAUGUCGGGGAAGAAACCCGAAGUGCCCGGCCAGUGGACGGCCCAGGCGCUAAACGAGACUGCCGAGAUCAACAACCUCAGCGAAGACGACAGGGACACUAUUGGAAGCCGGUCAAAUCGGACACUGAAAUUGGACGAGAGGCUAUGAAAAUUACCUCUCGGAGGGGAGUGGAGGAAAAGUGAGUUAUGUUUGUAAAGACGGCCAUUUUGCGCCAUUCGCAAUUCUUCUGUGACGGCUGCCACGCAGCCAAAUCCUAGCGACAGCCCAAAGGGGGAGGAAAUGUUAGACGAUGACGACCUAAUGAUGGAAAGAAAGAAUGCAGCAAAGCACACAUCCAUAUUGGAUACCUACCUACCUUCCUGAUGUUUUACCUGCCUAGACACCUAAGCAUCCGUACCUUACCUAACAUACUGAUUAUCUUUGUAAAAAAUUGGGCAUUAGAUACCCGGGAUCAACUCCUUGAGCAGGUACCUUACCUUACUAAUGCGGUUGAUAUAAUGAGAAUGAAAUAAAUCUAGCUACUUGGAAAACUAUCAUGUAAUGAAUAAACAGUACUAGUAUUUUUAUUGAUUCUGAUAGCAUUUUAGAUCUGCAUCUGAGCAC
Lasiosphaeria miniovina is the source of this 2523-nucleotide messenger RNA. Its product is annotated as S-adenosyl-L-methionine-dependent methyltransferase. Bases 382 to 2067 code for a protein of 561 amino acids. The transcript is spliced from 2 exons. Gene Ontology annotation, molecular function: methyltransferase activity. The record is from RefSeq and is a predicted model, not a curated record. NCBI's taxonomy places the organism in Eukaryota, Fungi, Ascomycota, Sordariomycetes, Sordariales, Lasiosphaeriaceae.